This is a messenger RNA of Gilbertella persicaria, 704 nucleotides long. RefSeq lists its product as uncharacterized. The transcript is spliced from 6 exons. The record is from RefSeq and is a predicted model, not a curated record. The coding region runs from base 60 to 308 and encodes 82 amino acids. Lineage: Eukaryota; Fungi; Mucoromycota; Mucoromycetes; Mucorales; Choanephoraceae. Gene Ontology annotation, cellular component: Set1C/COMPASS complex.
AGCUUGUUCAUUAUGUGUAUUAAAAAAAAUUCUUUUUUUUUUCUUUUUUUCUUUUUUAUAUGUCUGAGCAUCCUUUAUUAUAUACAGAAACAAGUGUCUAUAGUUCGCCCUCAACAAGUGUGAAGCAAGAAACCAAAGAACAACAAAAACCAGUGAUGACUGAAUUUGCGCCACGCUCUUAUCUUGAUUCUACUGUUGUCCCUACAUUAUUAGAAGGCAUGAAAUUACUUGUGUCUGAACGUCCUGCGGAUCCUCUUGCAUAUCUUGGUCAUUUCCUACUCUCACGAUCCAAUGAACAACAGAAAUAAACUGUCUUUGAAAUUGUCCUGUACUUCUCUUUAAGGUAGGACGAGUAUAUUAAUUCUUUUUUCUCUUUUUCUGUCCUUUUUCAUUAAAUAAAUAGUAUGGGCUUAUUAGAUAAAAUUAAAUCAAGUGUAGAAAUGUGGAAAAUUGAAAAAUAUACCAAGCGUAGACCUAUUACUUCCCCUGAUUUUGAACAAAAAGAUCGAGAAUUUUAUCGUCAAAACUAUAAAGAUGGUGUCUAUCUUCAUCAUACAGGCAAUGAUACAGGUGGUGUCAUCACUUCCAUCAGCAGAAAGACAACACUGCUAAAAACAAAAAGUGAAAAGAUAAUGCGGUCCUCAGAAAACUAUAAUAACAAUGUUCGAUAAAAUAAAAUAAUGUGCUUCAUUUCCAUAAUAGUG